AGGAGCAUCGCUCAGAAGGGGGCGCCGCGGACCAGAUGUCUGCGAGGGAGCUGAGACUCUCCCCGGCCCCACGCCGAGGGCGACGGUAACGCUGCAGAACCGGCGGGAGCGACUCGCCGCCGCCGCUCCCCGCGCUCUCGGAGACCCCGGCGCCCGCCUUCAGGGGGAGCGACCAUGGCUGUAGCUUGUGACUUGCUCCCGGGGCACUUCCCCUAGAAAGAAAUCCUCGAAAAAGUUGCAUUGGAAAAAAUCCUUGCGCCGACCUUUGAAGCUGUGGGCGCCGAAGGAGCGUGCGUGCGAGUGCGAGCACGAAAGCGAAAGGUGUGUGUGCAUGGGGGGCCGGCGGUGGGGGGAUCCUCCGCUGCCCCUGCGCCUAGCCUAGUGCUGAGGCUCCGGCCCUCGACCGCCACCCUGGGCCCCGGGGGCUGCGAUGAGCCCCUGCGGGCGGGCCCGGCGACACACGUCCAGAGGGGCCAUGGCCGUCUUGGCGUGGAAGUUCCCGCGGACCCGGCUGCCGGUGGGAGCCAGUGCCCUCUGCGUCGUGGUCCUCUGUUGGCUCUACAUCUUUCCCGUCUACCGACUGCCCAACGAGAAGGAGAUUGUGCAGGGGGUGCUGCAACAAGGCACGGCGUGGAGGAGGAACCAGACGGCGGCCAGAGUCUUCAGGAAACAGAUGGAAGACUGCUGUGACCCCGCCCAUCUCUUUGCUAUGACUAAAAUGAAUUCCCCCAUGGGGAAGAGCAUGUGGUACGAUGGGGAGUUUUUAUACUCAUUCACCAUUGACAAUUCAACUUAUUCUCUCUUCCCCCAGGCAACCCCAUUCCAGCUGCCCUUGAAGAAGUGCGCGGUGGUGGGAAAUGGUGGGAUUCUGAAGAAGAGUGACUGUGGCCGUCAAAUAGAUGAAGCAAAUUUUGUCAUGCGAUGCAAUCUUCCUCCUUUGUCAAGUGAAUACACUAAGGAUGUUGGAUCCAAAAGUCAUUUAGUGACGGCUAACCCCAGCAUAAUUCGGCAAAGGUUUCAGAACCUGCUAUGGUCCAGAAAGACGUUUGUGGACCACAUGAAAGUGUAUAACCACAGUUACAUCUACAUGCCUGCCUUUUCUAUGAAGACGGGAACAGAGCCAUCCCUCCGGGUUUAUUACACACUGUCAGAUGUUGGUGCCAAUCAAACAGUGCUCUUUGCCAACCCCAACUUUCUGCGUAGCAUUGGGAAGUUCUGGAAAAGUAGGGGAAUUCAUGCCAAGCGCCUGUCCACAGGACUCUUUCUGGUGAGCGCGGCCCUGGGCCUCUGUGAAGAGGUGGCCAUCUAUGGCUUCUGGCCCUUCUCUGUGAAUAUGCAUGAACAACCCAUCAGCCACCACUACUAUGAUAAUGUCCUGCCCUUUUCUGGCUUCCAUGCCAUGCCGGAGGAAUUUCUCCAACUCUGGUAUCUUCAUAAAAUUGGUGCACUGAGAAUGCAGUUAGACCCAUGUGAGGACACCUCACUGCCACCCACUUCCUAGGGACUGUGGAAAAAGAAAGGACUGAGCCAGGGUAUUUUUGUUAGGUUUUCUACGUGACUCCAAUAGGGAAUGGUCAGGUCGUUUCAUGGAUUUGCGUGGGCCACUUGGAAAAAACGACAACAAAAACUCAAGGGGAACUCUACUUUUACUGUUGGCUGGAAGGAAAAAAAAGAAGUGAAAUGUCCUAUGAAAUCUUUUAUAGCACAUGGUGGAUAUGCAACUAGUAACAUGCUGAUGAAAUGAUGUUGGUAAAGCACACUUUCAUGCUUCAAAUAGAGAUGACCCAGUUCACAAACAAGACAAAACUCUUAAUGGUUGAAGCUGAGGAAUUAAUCAAGGUAUAGUAAAUGAAAUGCCGGGAUAAAAGUGUUAGUGAUUAUCAACAUGAACUGGCUUAAUUAAAAGAAAACUAUCUUAUUAAGACUAACAUUAGAGCUAUAGGUUUUUAAAAAAUUAUUAUUUAUUUUUGCCUUAUUUAAAGGCAGUGAGUAGGUGAUGGGGUAGAUUUUAAAAAUCCCUUACUGAAUAAUAUGGACCCAAAAUGCUACAGCUGAUUAUUGUGAUGUGUUGAACCAAGUCUAUGUUAACUAGAGUUCCCUUCCCUUCCAUUUAAAAAACGUUAAGUAAGAAUGACCUCCUCCCCUUUUGUCAGGUCUACUUAGACGAUGUGAAGCAUUGUUGAAUUUAGUCUGGGUUGAUUCAUUGUCAGGAUGAAGAGCCACUUUCCCUCCUCAGAAUUUAGGGCAUAAACUCAAUUUUAGGUGUGCAUUAUGUAACCUGUUUGCAUUAUUAUUAUUUUAGUGCCCCAAACCGCAAAUGUGAGUGCAUUAUUUAUUUGCAAAUUGGCAGAAUUGUCUUCAUAAUUUAAUGUUUGGAGAUGAAGUAAAGCACAAUGACAUAAAGCUUAGUCUCUGGAAGAUAGAUCGGAAGGCAUAUCCUUUUCUAUCUACCAUGGUAUGUUCCCUCCAAGAUAAAGAAUAUGCAUGCACACAUAAAAGAAUGCAUAUAUUUGUGUACCCUCAUACAUAGUCUCUCACACACACACUGUUAAACAAAGCUCAUUCCUGUGUGAUCAUGAAAGCCGAACCCACAUGACCUGGGAUGGCAAAAAUCUGUAACUGGUGUUGGAGAGCUACAAAUGCAUUAGGUACUACCUACUACACCUUGAUAGGAGAGAAGCCAGCUUACUGCAUGCUGCUGUAAUGCUCAAACCAGUAUGAGAUGCAAGCCUUACCCCCAAAUCACUCCAAAUGAGCAGAAUUGAUUUAGUCAAUGUGACUCUUCCCAGCAUCUCAUGAGUAAGUGCUGUGUUAAGCAUGGUCAUCAAGGCAUGGUUCACACCAGUAAAGGGAUGUGAAUUAGUAGCUGUUUAUUCCCUUAGUAACAGGUAGGACUGCUUAGAAGGCUUGUUACCUCAACUUCGACACAACUGCACACAAACUCUGUUGACAGAUUACAAGCAGUCAGAUGUGUUUACAUAUAAGAGAAAGGGAAAAGAAACCUCACAUGGUCUUUGGGCUUUGGGAUGCCUUAAUCUAAAAGGAGACAGUAGAAAUCACUAAUUUUACUUUUAAGUGUCACCAAAAUGUAGGUAAACUGUACCCAAAAGUUCUGCUUCAUUUUUAAAGGUAGAGACUUGGUAUACAAUAUAGACUAAAACAGUUAAACAGGUGGCAGUUUUUGGUGGGUUAAUUUAAAAGAUACCAAGAUAACAAAGCCCUUGGAAAAAUUCUACAUCACUGGAAUAGCCAAUUUCUAAAGAUGAUUGAAUAUUGAGAUUAUUAUAGAGAUCAGCAGUUAAAAUACAGCUGGUUGACAUAACACAGAGUCUGUUGAUACUUAGAAAGUUAAGAAUUUGAGAGUAUUGAUUCUCUGCAGAUCUCAUUUGCUCUUUUGAUCCUAUUUGGCAGCAAAAAUGUAAUGAGAAUGUACUAUGAGGGAGUUGCAUUAAAUAUUCACUGUGUGUACAACCCUGAAUAUAUUUCCUCUUUUGAGCUAUUGUUAUUACUUAAUAACUACCUUAAAAAGAAAUAUAUUUUUAGGUAUAUGUUUCAUCAAAAUAUAAAAGGCCUAACAAAAAACGUACGUAAAAGUUAAUAAAAUAUGUAUCACUCAGAUUAGUGCUUUAAGUAUUAAAACUGUUCAGGUGUAACUAAUGAGCCCCAUAGAACUCACGUGUCACAGUUCCAUUGGAGACGCCUUCUGGAAAUUUUACAUCUUAUGAUUCCUGGGCUAUGUUUAUGCAAUAGAUUUGUACGGUGGUUAGUCUAUACAUUUGGGGUUUCUCAAAGGCAACACAGAAAUGGCCCAAAUCGAUAAAGUGUCAUUAGAUCAGGGCUUCUUAAUGGGGUGAUUCCCCUCCCCCAUCUGCUGACACUUGGCAAUGUCUGGAGACAUUUUUUUUUUUAAUUUUUAUUUAUUUAUGGCUGUAUUGGGUCUUCGUUUCUGUGCGAGGGCUUUCUCUAGUUGCAGCAAGUGGGGGCCACUCUUCAUCGCGGUGUGCGGGCCUCUCGCUAUCGCGGCCUCUCUUGUUGCGGAGCGCAGGCUCCAGACGCGUAGGCUCAGUAAUUGUGGCUCACGGGCCUAGCUGCUCCGCGGCAUGUGGGGUCUUCCCAGACCAGGGCUCGAACCCGUGUCCCCUGCAUUGGCAGGCAGAUUCUCAACCACUGCGCCACCAGGGAAGCCCUGGAGACAUUUUUGAUUGUCAUGAUUUGGAGGGUGCUGCCAGCGUCGAGUGGCUAGAGACCCGGGAUCCUGCUAAACAUCCUACAGUGCACGGAGCAGCGCACCCUGCCCCCCCAGCAAAGAAUUCCCCACUUGAAAAUGCCAAUAGUGCCAAGGUUGAGAAACCCUGGAUUAGACCAAAGUGAUAUUUUGAUUGUUCCAUAUUGUCUUCAGUUAAGGGUACACAUACAUGCUCGCAUACUCAAAGCAGGACUACAAUUUAAUGAGAAUGUUUUCUUAGAGUAGGUUACAGUUUGGCAUUAUUUUAUAGUGAUAAUCCUUAGGUAUGGCAUACAUAUUCCCUUUUCUGUGGUUAGAUAGAUGUAUCUAAACCUAGGAGUUUUGAGUGUCUGUGUGUGUGUACGUGUGUGUAGCAUAAAGUUAUAUAUACCCAUCCUUAUGGAAAUAUGUGUUUUCCUAAGUGAGGAUCUUUCUAGAAUUAUCUUUCAGAGUACUCUGGCAUACUCUAUCACUCUUAAGAAGUUGAAUUCUUUUUUAUUUUUUUCAUCUUUAUUGGAGUAUAAUUGCUUUACAAUGUUGUGUUAGUUUCUGCUGUAUAACAAAAUGAAUCAGCUAUACGUAUACAUAUAUCUCCAUAUCUCCUCGCUCUUGCGUCUCCCUCCCAUCCUCUCUAUCCCACCCCUCUAGGUCAUCACAAAGCACCGAGCUGAUCUCCCUGUGCUGUGCAGCUGCUUCCCACUAGCUAUCUAUUUUACAGUUGGUAGUGUACAUAUGUCAGUGCUACUCUCUCACUUUGUCCCAGCUUCCCCUCCCAACCCCCUCCAUGUCCUCAGGUCUGUUCUCUAUGUCUGUGUCUUUAUUCCUGCCCUGCCACUAGGUUCAUCAGUACCAUAUUUUUAGAUUCCAUAUAUAUGCAUUAGCAUACUGUAUUUGUUUUUCUCUUUCUGACUUACUUCACUCUGUAUGACAGACUCUAAGUCCAUCCACCUCACCACAAAUAACUCAAUUUCAUUCCUUUUCAUGGCUGAGUAAUAUUCCAUUGUAUAUAUGUGCCACAUCAAGAAGUUGAAUUUAAACUCCCAUUAUUUUAUUUUGUUUAUUUGAAAUUGAGACCUUCAGCAUUGGACCUCUUUCUUUGUCAAAUUUUGUUGAUUACAUUUUAAUAUUACUGACCUUUAAGAUGCAGCUCAGAAGAGAUUCAAGUUAUGGCAGACACAUUUAAUACGAAAGUAUUUCAUCAUUUUUGAUGCAUCUGCCAAGAGAAGGUGUUACCCUCUGACAUCAGUGUAAUUUUUAAAUUGCUUUUCAGUGACAAAAAUUAGGUUGCUCCAUGGGGAUAAAAGAGGGGUUGAAGAGACUGAAAAUGAGUACCUGAUGCGAAUUUUUGUUUUUAUUAGCUGCAACUGGAGAAUUGCACUGAUGUUAAGGAUCAUGAGUAAGGAUGACCUCUGUUUGAUUUUAAUUAGACUUUGGUCAAAUAAAGAUGGCUAAAGGAUUAAGUCAUUCCAUAACAAAAGUAAUUUUUUAUGAAAUUUUGGAAGUAUGAAAGAUUUGAAAGAUUUUUUAUGAAAUUUUGAAAGUAUGAAAGAUUUUUAUAUGGAAGAGGACACUGGACACAUAUGCUUUAUAUAGAGUAUUUGACCAAGUUUAUACAACAUUGUGCAUCUAAACUGUAAGUAACACAGGAAGUUAAGGAGUGCUUCCUGGAUUUUGUUUCUAUAGAAUUCACUUUUAGCUAUUUUAACAAGGGCAAAUGAUCCAAUGAUCCAAAGUGACAGAUGUUCAAACAGUACUCUGUGUUUGGCUUUGUGAUGUUUUAUGCCCUUUUCUGGGGUAAAAACCUUGUUUAGGUUAAAUAUAACUUGUACCUGAAGCAAUGGGCAGCAUGGCUUAAAUAUCUACAUGGAAAAUAACUGGGAAAAUCCUAGGACUCUGAAUUUGCCAAAAGUAUUCUGAGGUUAGUCAAAAGAUUUACAGGAAUGUUACAGAUAAUUUCAAAUAGAAAUGAUAUCAGUAACAUUUCUUCUUGGCAACUAUGGUAGGUUGUAAUUUUAUUCUAUACCACUUCCUAUUUCUCUGUUUUGAAAAUCAGCCACCUAGAGUUUUCAUUUCUAUGUUUAAAAAUACCGACUUUGUGAAAUUUUUAACUGAUAAAUCCUUGUUAGGAGGGACCUAAGAGGAAAAAAAUAUCACAGUCCACUGAAAGCUUCAGGAAAUUCUUACUGUGUUGUAUAAAAACUUUCCCACCAGAACCGGGUAAUAACUGCUUUCUGUCUGUAGCGUUUCAAAGAUCAAGAGCUAUAAGGAUGUUUGUGGGAACUUGAGGAUGAGCAUGUAGAGGAAUAAAUGUUGAGAACAAUACUGCACUUUUUUUUUUUUUUUUUUUUUUUUUGCGGUACGCUCUCGUUGCAGAGCACAGGCUCCGGACGCGCAGGCUCAGCGGCCAUGGCUUGCAGGCUCAGUGGCCAUGGCUCACGGGCCCAGCUGCUCCGCGGCAUGUGGGAUCUUCCCAGACCGGGGCACGAACCCGUGUCCCCUGCAUCGGCAGGCGGACUCUCAACCACUGCGCCACCAGGGAAGCCCCAAUACUGUGCUUUUUAUUUCUUCAUCUUCCCAGUGUAGAGGUCUCCUCUGCGAUGAUCUGAUUUUAGUGGGCACACAGCAGGGAUGGAAGUGUGCAGACAACUCCGGGGCACCUGCAGCAUAGGUCAAGCCUCUUACAAAGUGAGCAGUAACAACAACUAAACACAAGGAGCAAUUUUGACAGCUUCAGUGAAUUGAGUGCUGGGACAAGGAAGAGGCAAGUCGAAAGGAAGAACAACACCACAGUCCCCACGCUUUCCGGAUACAAAGGGUCAGAGAAGUCUCUGCCCUUGGCCUUGGCUUUCCAGCACUCUCUAUCUCUGUCCACUACCAAGGAAGCUGGCCUGGCUCCGGGGUCGAGCUAGUAGCCUUGAGACUGGAGAGUUGGUGUGGAAAUUUGCUGAGAUGCUUAAACUUGUGCUCUCUAAAUUUGGGUGUCUUGUGACAGAAUUCGGGUCAUCCCUGACCUGAUUAUGGCUUUGCCAGUGUUUAUUAAAAAUAGAGCUUUUUUUCUCUACUCUGAUGCAUUUUCUGAGUUCUUGAAGCUGGGAAGAUAGCACAUAUCCUACUAGUUCUCUAGUAGCCUAGAGAAAGUUCUGUAGCCUCUUUGAAAACCCUGGAGACUCCUCCAAAGGCAUCCUGAAGCCUAGACGGUCUGUUUAUAAAAUCCUAAAUGUGAAGCCACGGUGUUUAGGUUGAGCAUCGUAAAAUUCCUGUUCUGUAAGUGAAAGGAGAUUUGUGUGAAUCUGCAAUUGCUAUACCUUUUUCCUUCCUAGCAUAAGAAAAUGGAUACUACUGGCUUUGCCCCCAGCCUAGGCUUCUCUGGAGUUUUUACCUACAUUCUAGGGGUGAGAGAUUGAAAUAAAUACAGGAAUGGAAAGUUCAUUCAAACAUAACACAAAAAUUCUGCUUGUCAUUGCAAUAAAGAAAAAAUAUAUGCUUCUGUCUCCUUCUUCUGAUUUUCUGGUGCCAGCAUUUCUGAUUUCUUCCAUCUCUAACAAAUAAGGAGUAAAUAACUUACUAUAAAUUGACUUACAAUACCUGUGAGCAUUUGUAUGAUAGCCAAAGCCCAUAACUAUAACUUUUUAAAGCACAAAAGAGGAAUUAUAUUUUGGUUAUGGUCACUAAUUUACCUACCUCCUGUGUUUGUAUUGAUCUCUACAUUGUGCUAAAAUUCUUUCUGAUUUGCUUUCCUAUUGAAGCUGUGGGAUAGAAUCAAUGAUACAAAGCUAUCUGGGAGUUUUAUAGAAUAGUAUCUAAAUAUAUUGAUCAUGUCUCUUUCUGCUUCUGUGUAAUUAGAUUUUCUCCAGUUAUUUGUCAUUUUAAAAGCUUAUGUUUCACAUGAUACCAAUAAACAUCUAAGAGAUGUGAUUUUUAUCCAGGGCAGAGAAAGUCAGGAGAGAGAUAUGUCUGUUUUUCUCUACAUAGGAAGAGAAAUGGAAAAUUAUAAUCUUAAAAAAGAGGUUUAACCAAAAUGAAAAAGAUACAGAUAAAAAUCAGGGCUUUAAUGGAGAGGGGCCACUGGGAAGGAUCUUAGUGUGCAGCAAAGAGAGAGCACAGAGGCUGCUGUCCUUGUGUCAGCCUCAAGAACCUUUUCAAAA
Messenger RNA from Globicephala melas (long-finned pilot whale), 8370 nucleotides. RefSeq names its product ST8 alpha-N-acetyl-neuraminide alpha-2,8-sialyltransferase 1 (gene ST8SIA1). The record is from RefSeq and is a predicted model, not a curated record. Lineage: Eukaryota; Metazoa; Chordata; Mammalia; Artiodactyla; Delphinidae. Gene Ontology annotation, molecular function: alpha-N-acetylneuraminate alpha-2,8-sialyltransferase activity. Gene Ontology annotation, biological process: N-glycan processing; oligosaccharide metabolic process.